AUGAGACAGCUACCACCAUCACCACGUCAACAGUGGCAAAUACUGCCUCUCGCCCUGCACUGGUGACUGGGCACCUGGGCACAGCGAGCAACAUGACCUUAACACCUUCCCCUCAAACACCAGCAGUGUCUAGGGUGGCAUCCCGUGUGCCCAACCUAACGACAGUCCCACGCCCAAUCCGGACGACGCCCACAAUGCACUCUGUUCAGCCGCUGGCAACAGUCACCGCAAGCAUGGGCGGCUGGUCGAGUCCUCAUGCGGAGACUGGUAAAACGUCAAUGGUGCCAUCGCUGACGCUAACAGCAGCCUUAACUUCAAUCACCACAGCAGCUCUGACGCCCAGGGACACACAGGCAUCAGCACAUGUUACAACCGCUGCCAAGGGAACAGCUGGAGCUCCCGUCAGCUCUCCAACGCUGCCUCCUCUGAUCUGCAGAUUGUCAGACCAACUCUGGGUCAGGACAGUUGUGACAUUGUCUUCAAGAAAAACUCGAGCAGACAUGAUGCUUAAACAGAAUGUGACAAGAGGACUUACACAGGCAUUGAAGCAGGCUUUCUUCACGAAUGAUGUUCAGGUUCAGAUUGAAAGUCUUGAAAGAAGAAAUAAGGUGUUUAUUGGGUUCUACGCUGUGAGUGGGAGUGAGGUGUAUAUUCCAUCCGCUGUGACUGAAGCGAUUACAACGUACGGCAUUGAGAACCUCAGCCGAGACAUGCAGCGACAUGUACCUGACCUCCUGUCCAUUCUGAUUUCUGCCUCUCCGUGGGCCCCACCCCCAGCCCGAUGGUUCCAGUUAAAGACAGUGCUCCAGUUUGUGAGUACAACGGACAUCAUCAAAUUUUGCAGCUUUGUUCAGACCAUGGAGACAAGACUGCGGAGAGCAUUCGAGGAGGCUGCAUCUCGGGCCACCAAUUUAAAAAGUCACUUAAGCAUUCAGAUUUUGAACACGUCCGUGACUGAUGGCUCCACAGCUGUCACAAUGGUGUACAUGGUGAGGAAUCAGAGCAUACUUCUCAAUGGUACAACAUCCAGCAGCAUCUUACAUCACUUGACAGCUGCUGAGCUGGGAUACUACCUGGCUUACCCACCUCUGAUCCUUGCUGAACCUUUGGAAUACGAAAAUCUUGACACCUCACUAGCGACUGAGAAAUCCUGGGUUGUUACAGUUAUCCUGGGCGUUGACAACAGCUCACUGGGUGAACAGUAUCAACGCUUUGCAAGCCUGAUGGAACAACGGUUAGCGAACCUGUUCAUGGCAGCUCAGCAACAAGGGCGAAGGUUUAAACGCGCUUCUACAAUCGGCACCUACACUGUACAGCUGGUCAGCAUUAAACGUCUCCCUGGCCCUAAGAAUCCAGCCGAGUUGACGUACUAUGCCUUGGAGAAUGGUGGGGCCCUGCUGGGUACAACCGCAGCCAAAAUACUGAAUACAGUCGAUUCACAGACCAUGGCCUUGGAGUUAGGCUACCGUGUGCAACUCCAAGCAGAACCUGUUGUGAAAAGCCCACCGAACAACCUGUGGAUUAUCGCUGCAGUGUUGGCUCCUGUUGGCGUGGUAACCGUUAUCAUCAUCAUUAUUUCUGCCGUGCUGUGCCGGAAAAACAAGAGCGAAUUUAAAUCCGAGACCAUGUCCAACCUUCAUCAGAGAGCAAAGCCAGUCCAAGGGUUUGAUUAUGCCAAGCAGCACAUUGGUCAACAGGGUGGGGAGGAUGAAGUGACCAUUACUCAGGAGACUGUGGUCUUGCCAUUGCCUGGCAGAGAUGCACUCGCACCUCAAGAAAGAGAAAGCUCCCAAGAUGCAGUUAACACCAAACCACCAAAAACUAUCGACAUCCGAAGAAGCAGGUUACACAGUGAACAGGAUUCUGUCAUCAGUGAGCAGUCAGGAAAUCUUGACUCGGACACAGGCACUCCACAGAAGGCAACAGCACAGCAGAAAAUUACAAAAGAGGGAACGAGGAAGAAAAAUGCACCAGUCAGUGAUGAGGAGGAGAGUGCCACGCUGUUUGAGCAUGUCUCCAAGACAUCGGAUGAUCCUUUCGACACUUCCUCUGGAUCUGUUCAACUUCUCUCAAUCAAGCCUCUGACAUCCCAUCCUGGUUACCCUGUCUCAGAAAGGAGCCCAGAGGCAGUGGCGAUCAAUGGAGAGGUAAACAAGGCCCUGAAACAGAAAUCUGAUAUUGAGCACUAUCGGAACAAAUUGCGCCUGAAAGCAAAGAGGAAAGGUUAUUAUGAUUUCCCUGAAGUGGAAAAUAAUCAGCCAAUGAUGGAGAAACAGAGGAAAAUCUAUGAGAAGGGGCAGAUGGAAAUCAAUCGUGUUUUGGAAGCUGAAACCCAGGUGUCUUCCACAUUCACUGAAUCUCGAAACAGGCAAUCCCAGGUGAAGAAUGCGGUUUAUAGGAGCAGGCAAUCUUUGAACAGCCCGGGUCCGGGAGGAACAGAGAUGGAUCUUCUUGUCAGGAGGGAGCGGUCACGUCGGGGCAUUCGCAACAGUGGAUAUGAUACGGAGCCAGAAUUGACAGAAGAAACAAAUGUGGACCGAGUCGCGGAGCCUCGGACUACCACUCGAGCAAGACAGGCUAAAGGACACUCGGAAUCUUCCACCCUCAGCUCCCAGCCGUCAAUCGACGAGGUCAGGCAGCACAUGCACCAGCUCCUGGAGGAAGCAUUUAGCCUGGCCUCUGCUGGGCGGGUCGCACAUGGCCGUCACCAGCUGCACUAUGCCACAGGUCAGCCGUUACCCUACACAGAGCUGGUGACCAGUGCCCCAGGAACCAUGAGCAGAUCGAGGGCUGGACUCCAGUGGGUUCCUGCAUACGGACAGGAUAUGUGCCAAUAUAGUUUGCCCAGACCUGCUUACAGAUAUUCUCAGCUUCCGGAAAUGUCUGUCGGAUCCCCACCCCCUGUUCCUCCCAGAAAUGCUCCAGUAGCAGUUGCAUCCCUCAGACGUUGGACAUCAGAAAAUAACAAUAAUACCAGAACAGUCGACAGUCACAGCGCAGACCAAUCACAACAUGAAGCUCCCUAUGUGCCGGUGUCCAGAUCCACUGUCCCUGCGGAACAGCCAAUCACAAAUUACUCAGGUAGCUCAGUCCCAGCAGUUUAUGCCAUACCAGCCAACAGGCCUGGAUUCCCUAACUACUUCAUCCCUGCUCCUUCACCCUACCGCAAUCAUGCCUGGACACCAUAUGUGGGAGAUGGAGAAGCACAGGCCCAGUGGGCAGAGAACGUAACUCUCCCAGGUUACGUUGAGGCCUUUUCGCACGCUCGGUAUGUACAGAGCUCCCCCCAUCGGCAGUACAGUCAGACGCAGCCUUCGAAUUCAUCUCGGUGUAUUGAACAAGCUCAGGCUCCAUCCACCGCGGCCUCUCAGCAGAGCUUGACUGAGAAUGAGUCCUCCGAAACCUCCUACACCAACAUCUCUACCGCUGCUUUGGUCAAGGCCAUCAGAGAGGAGGUUGCAAAGCUGGCCAAGAAACAAACGGGCAUGUUUGAAUUCCAGGUUUAG
Messenger RNA from Carcharodon carcharias (great white shark), 3506 nucleotides. Its product is annotated as KIAA1549-like a. Bases 93 to 3506 code for a protein of 1137 amino acids. The transcript has 19 exons. NCBI's taxonomy places the organism in Eukaryota, Metazoa, Chordata, Chondrichthyes, Lamniformes, Lamnidae. The record is from RefSeq and is a predicted model, not a curated record.